AUGAAGCCUAUGAUUGCAGUUCCGGCCACUCUGCUGCUGAUACAUCGCGCCUGGUCACGAAAAUCGCUGACGCCGCUGGGCAUUGUUUUUGCGGCGCUCACAGCGACAGUCCAUGCAGUCCACCCCUCUUCUGUCCCGUUUGCCCUGCUCAUCGUCUUCUUCCUGGGUGGCACAAGGGUGACAAAGGUGAAACACAAUGUGAAGGCCCGCCUGACGAUAUCAGCGACGGGAGCGGCGGGUGGUGAGGGCUCGCGGACCCAUAUCCAGGUGCUUGCAAACUCUGGGGCUGCAUCGAUUCUCAUAUUACUCGACUGCUAUCGAAUAUACUGCAGAAACGGGGACCUACCAUGCUUCCCCUACGGCAGGCCGGAAAGCCUGCCCAUGGUCGGGAUCGUUUCGACCUACGCUGCCGUUGCUGCUGAUACCUUCUCGAGUGAACUGGGGAUCCUCUCCAAGAGCACGCCCCGUCUGAUCACCUCGCCUACCUUUCGAAAGGUCCCGCCUGGGACGAAUGGCGGCAUAACGCUCGUUGGCGUUGCGGCCGGCUCGCUGGGGGCUCUCACGAUUGCCAUCACGUCUCUGCUGCUUCCGUUUUGUUCCUUGGGUUCGCCGGUUGCGGGUGGUGCGAUCCUUGGCCUUGACGGCGGGUGUGCUUGGGGCUGGAGGGAAAAGAGCCUGUGGGUGCUGGCAGUCGCGGUGUGUGGUACGCUGGGGAGCCUUCUCGACAGUCUUCUUGGGGGCCUGCUGCAAGCCACAGUCGUCGACAAGCAGACCGGAAAGGUCGUCGAAGGCAGCGGUGGUCAAAAGGUGCUUAUUCAUGCUGGCGCGUUAACUUCCAGAAUCACGGGAGAUCCGCCUAUCCGGCAAGAAACAUCCCUUCGAACGAACGAGACCAUCGCCAACGCCCUGACUCCUCAUGCCUCUCCGCGCGAUGAUAACCCUGGCGUCUCAGAUCCAGCCCACGAGAGCCGCAAGGUCACUGCCGGCCGUGACAUACUGGACAACAACGCCGUCAACUUUCUGAUGGCGAGUAUGAUGGCUGUCGGUGGCAUGGCCACCGCCAGCUUUGUCUGGGGUUCGCCCAUCAGCAAUAUAUUCCUGAGACGAUAA
Molecule: messenger RNA, 1110 nt
Organism: Microsporum canis CBS 113480
Lineage: Eukaryota; Fungi; Ascomycota; Eurotiomycetes; Onygenales; Arthrodermataceae
Product: DUF92 domain-containing protein
Exons: 4
Coding region: 1-1110 (369 amino acids)
Cellular component (GO): membrane
Source: RefSeq, a predicted model, not a curated record